Messenger RNA from Lingula anatina, 2625 nucleotides. RefSeq lists its product as uncharacterized. NCBI's taxonomy places the organism in Eukaryota, Metazoa, Brachiopoda, Lingulata, Lingulida, Lingulidae. Gene Ontology annotation, molecular function: protein binding; zinc ion binding. The record is from RefSeq and is a predicted model, not a curated record.
AGCCAGGUUAUAAAAGUCAGCAUAUUUUUCUCCUACUUUGAGCAGUUCUAGAAGAGAAAGGAAGAAACAGGACGCGUAUUUCAUUUUAAAAACAGUUGUGAUAAAUAUUACAGUAAGCCUGUUAAAGAGUGGAUGUAGUACUAGUAACACAGCCACAUCUAAUUGUGAUCUGUUGAUCAAACUCGAGCAUUUGGAAGUGAAUAGAGAAACUGAGCAUUGUGACCGAGUUUUUAGACUGAAUUAUUCAAUACCAAAGACAACAAAACCAGCUCAAUCAUUCUUUGUAAACUAACAAAGAGACGGUCAUACAUGGCAGAAGCACUAGCAGCAGAUAUCGAAGAGAAUAUCUUGACAUGUAGCAUCUGUCUGGGAAAGUAUGAGGACCCCCAUGUGCUGCCUUGCCACCAUACAUUUUGCUACGGUUGUAUAUGUGACCAUGCUAAGCGCAACCUGACUCCAAAUAGGACAUUUCUUUGUCCUAUUUGUAAAGAACAGGUCCAGUUUCCAGAUGGUGGACUUACUCAGCUGAAAAAGAACUUUUCCUUCUGCAGGACCAAGGAAAUCAAAGCCCAGGAACGAGCUAGAUGGACAUUAGAAGAGGAACAGGUCAAUGUAGCAGCGGUGGCACAGGCCAUUGCACAGAUGGCCAUCAGCUGUGAGAAACAUGCAAAUAAAGAAUUAAAAUACUACUGUGAAGAUGACGAUACUGUUAUAUGUGGCCAGUGUAUAGCAACAGAACAUGGUGGACAUCGUAUUUCAGCAGUUGACACAGUUGCAAAAAGCAAAAGAGAAGAAAUUAAAGCUGCUCUUGAUAAAAUGAUGAAAAUGGACAACAAGUUUAAAAAGGCACUUGCUAUGGGAACAGCCAAUGAAACAGAGGACUCUUAUAUUAUGACAGUCACUAUCAAUAACAUAAAAGAACAAGCUCAGAGUAUGCACAAAUUCAUUGAUCAGAGAGAAGAGACACUAAUAUCAGAAGUGAAUUCCGCUUACAAUAUCAGAAAGAAGCAAAAGGAGGCAAAAAAGAACAUUCUUGAAUCCCACCAUGACUCCUUGCACAGUGCCUGUGACUUUGCCCAGCAACUCUUGACAAAUGGCACUAACUCUGAUAUCAUGGUUCAUGCAAAAUCUCUGAUAGAAAGACUUGCAAUGAUAGACAAAACACCGGUCCCGACUCCAGACACACCAGCACAGAUAUCAUACAGUCCAGGUAAGAUAUCUACUGCUGGGCUGGAAGCCAUGUUAGGACAGGUUAUGGUGCCGUCACAGCCUUCAUUAGCUGGACAGGAAACAAAUCCACGAUCACCACCAUAUCCGCCUGUUUUCUUAGAGAAGGCAAAGUGUGUGCAUUCCUUCAGUACUAAGCUGGUAUAUGACAGAGCAAAUGACAUUAACGGGUUAGCCAUAGAUGACGAACAAAUAUUUGUUGUGGAUAAUGGCGCUGAAAGCACAAAAAUAUUCACAGAUGUUGGGGGUUUCAAGUAUGGUAUUAAAAUAAACAGAGUAUCUGAUAUAGCUGUAUCACAGACUGGUCACCUGUAUAUAACAUCAUGGGGUGACAAAUGUGUCAAAGUGUACUCCAACAGAGGUCGGCAGGUGACAACCAUGGGUCAGGAUCAACUGGAGAUGCCACUGGGUAUUACACUAAACAGACAAGGUGAUGUGAUGGUUUGUGACAAAAGAAGAAAAUCCAUCUUCACAUUCCAUGCAGAUAGUGGACAGCUCCUGAACACUAUUCCACUCAGUAUGAGUGGAAGCCCACAGAACAUCACAGUGAACAGUGUGAAUGACAACAUUGUGAUAUCAGACCCAGGCUGGAAUAAGCACUGUGUACAUGUGCUGUCACCUACUGGUGAUCAGCUGUACCAGUAUGGCAGCGGAGGUAGUGGUGAUGGUCAGCUGAUGUCACCACAGGGAGUGUGUACAGACAGCUAUGGUCACAUCUUUAUUGCUGACUGUCUUAACCACAGGAUAGUGGCACUGAGUCCACAAGGACAGUUUAUCAGAUACAUUGCCACCAUGGUUGAUGAGUUGAAGCGUCCAACAGCGUUAGCCAUGAACCCCAUUGGCCACCUGGUGGUGGCAGAGGCAGAGGGACAAAUUAAAACAUUUCAGUGCUUCCAAUAAAUACUGAUCACAUUGUACACUCAUGAAAAUAUAUCACAAUACUGAUAUUUAUAAAAUCCUUAUGUUGCCACUGAUUGUGAUGAUAAAUUGUGGGAACCACAACAUAAGGUAUAGUUAGUUUACUGAGAAGCUGUGAUAGCAGAGUGUAAGAGAAACUAUUCUGAUUUAUAUCAUAAUACUGUUUUUAUUUAAUACCAUUACAGUGUAUUUGAAAGUACAUUAUUCAUCUUUUCUUAAUUCUGUACUUUACAGAAAUGUUUUAUUUUCAUUUCAAAUACAUGAAAAGUCUGAGUUAUGUAUAAUUUUUUUUUUAUCUAAGCAAUGUAUGGACGUAGCUGCACAUGUUUAUUUAAAUCAGCCUUUACGGGAACUGGUGAGAGUUAUUAAUUGCGCCGAGGAAAAUGCAGAAAAAAAAUACAGAAAAUGUCACUCAUACAGAACUUCAGGUGGAUUAGAGUAAAAAGUCACAUAUUUAAAAUGCCUGUGUUUGAAAAUUGA